Molecule: messenger RNA, 1502 nt
Organism: Pseudovirgaria hyperparasitica
Lineage: Eukaryota; Fungi; Ascomycota; Dothideomycetes; Acrospermales; Acrospermaceae
Product: Rhodanese-like protein
Exons: 3
Coding region: 257-1267 (336 amino acids)
Biological process (GO): transsulfuration
Cellular component (GO): mitochondrion
Molecular function (GO): thiosulfate-cyanide sulfurtransferase activity
Source: RefSeq, a predicted model, not a curated record
CAAGUACUGUCUUUACAUGUUCAUAUAUACAUGCAUAUGGUGUUUCAUUGAAAACUCAAGAAACUCCUCGACUAUUCCUUCAUCUUACUUGAGUGCUUAUCUUGCAUGAAGUAGACGACUAGAGGGAACAGCCGCUGUGGCUCGCAGGCGGACUCGUACAAGCUCUGCUCAUAACGACAGCACUUGUCUUCUUCUUACUGUAGCGCUCCUCGCACGCACAAGAGAAAGCAUCACCUCAUUACUCGUGUGACGAAACAUGACCGCUCUUAUCAGUCCCAGUCUGGGGAAAGGGAUCGAGGGCGGGGACGAUCACCAACUCCACCAAGCCAGGUCAUACGGUCAACUCUCAUCCUACAUCGUCACGCCGGCACAACUCAACGAAGCGCUCUCGAAGAACGUGCAUAGCAAGCUCAGCACCGCUCCGAAGAUUGUCCCUAUUUGCGCCGGCUGGUAUCUUCCCAAUGACCCUUCCAAGAGAACAGGAUGGGAAUCCUUCAGCAAGUCCAGAAUCCCCCGCGCGCGCUUCUUUGACAUCGACGCCGUGAAAGACCCAGACUCGCCUUAUCCACACAUGCUGCCCUCAGCAGAAGCCUUCGCCGACGCUAUGGGAAAGCUGGGAGUUCGUCGCGACGACAGCGUUGUUGUAUACGACACGAAUGAGCUUGGUAUAUUUAGCGCUCCACGAGUCGCAUGGACACUUAAAGUGUUUGGCCACAACAGCGUACACAUUCUAAACAACUUCCGGCUGUGGUGUGAGCAAGGUUACCCUCUAGAGACUGGCGAGCCACCAGGUGGUCCUCCUAAAGAUUAUGACGUACAGCCACUAGACAAGACCAAGGUCAUUUCAUUCGAAGAGCUCAAAGAGAUUGUACAAGAGCAGGGAAAAGAGGGCGCAGAGGAAGUGCAAGUGCUGGAUGCGCGGAGUGGCGCACGAUUUCAGGGCACUGAGCCGGAACCCAGACCGGGUCUUUCCUCUGGACAUAUUCCCCGUUCAAAGUCCGUCCCAGUACCUUCCUUACUCGACCCAAGUACAAAGGCUCUUCUACCCGCAGCGGAGCUGAGAGAGCUGUUUGAAAAGAAAGAGAUUGAUCCUUCCAAACCAAUAGUAUGCAGCUGUGGGACUGGAGUGACGGCCGCUGUGAUUGAUGCAGCGUUGACGGAAGCUGGAUUUCCUGAGGAGGGCAGGAAGCUGUAUGAUGGCAGCUGGACCGAGUGGGCCCAGCGUGUCGAGCCGUCUGAGCGAUUGAUUCGCAAGAUUGGAGAAUAAGUUUUGGACAUGUUGGAUUAGCAAUGAUCUUUUCUCACUGAGUAUGCAUAAUACACUGCCUGUGGGCUGUUGAACCAAGCUUUGCCAGGCUUGAGCUUAUACUGAGCUUUGGCCACCGUCCGUUGAGUCGUGGAGUCGGAUUUAUGGACAGGGGUGAGAUGGAUCGUGUGAAUGAAUGCUGGUGUUGUGGCUGUUGUCAGACUUUCCCAUCGUUGUCCCACCACGCCUCUCAGCA